Molecule: messenger RNA, 894 nt
Organism: Quercus robur (English oak)
Lineage: Eukaryota; Viridiplantae; Streptophyta; Magnoliopsida; Fagales; Fagaceae
Exons: 1
Coding region: 1-894 (297 amino acids)
Source: RefSeq, a predicted model, not a curated record
AUGGGUUGCUGUCUCAGCACCACCAAAACCCCCCGGGACCACCACUACAAACCCGGCUCCACAACCCACCAGAGGCUUCCGGUGAAGUCUCCGUUGCCUGAACCCGAUCUGACCCAUGUCAGGGACAACAGAGAUCCACCACCACCGGUAGAAGAUGAAUUCGAGUCCGUCAAAGAGGUCCUCUCUGAAACACCCUUUGUUCCCAAACCGCAAAACCCAGUUCCAGUUGAAGAUGAAGCAGAAAUAGAAGAAGAGAAGAAGACCCAAGUGGCCGUUGAAACAAAGGGUCUGAUCAAUGUGCUUCACAAAGCUCAGAACGAGGUCUCUGAAGCUUCUCAGAUAUCAGAGAGCUUCACAUUAUCGACAACCACCACUGCUACUACCAUUACUGUUACUGAGAAGAAGGAAGAAGACGAAGCAACCAGUAAAUGUAGCAGAGAAGCGAGGGUACCCAGAAAGCGUCCGUACACCGGCGAUCUCGCCGGAAGGAGAGAGCGUGCAGCCAAGUCUCCGGCGAGGAGAGCAGAGCCGUCGCCGGAGAAGAGAAGGUCUCAGGGAAGGGGAAUGGGUGACGUCAGGAGCAGGAGGCUUAACAUGGGGACCCCCGCCGGAGUCCGGCGAGAUUCAGGCGAGGGAUCUGGUCGGCGGUCGAGGUCACCGGCUACCAGGACAGCCGGUGGAGUUGGAAGGGGUGGAGUGGGGAGAAGUCCAGGGAAGGGGACUGGAAGAGCCGGUAGCCGUUCACUGGACUCUGGGUUGCAGCAGCAGAGUAGCACUAGUACUACCACUACUACUGAUCAGGGUAAAGAGGAAUUAAACGAAGGCGUUUCGAAGGAGGGAAAUGAAUCUCUUGACAACCCACUUGUUUCGUUAGAGUGCUUCAUCUUUCUGUAG